GCACGUUUGAGGUUGUUUUCCAACGUUCGGUCCGGUUACAUGCAGCAGAGAUUGCUCUGGCGAGCCGUCCUACAUCCUGACAUUGGAGUGCUGUACUGAACACGGAUUGCCACAGUAUGGUGAUUACCGUCAACAUUAAUCAUGUUUACAAAUAUCCAGUCGAACUGGUCAUACAGGCACAUUUCUCGAAAUAUCCUUCAGAAAAGGAAAAGUUUGUGAAGAAAAUUGAAGUAUUAGAAUCAGCUUUCAACAAGGGCAUUUCUUUCCAUCGGCGACUGGCAAUUUGCGACAAUGUCAUCCCUUCCUUGCUGAGAAAGAUUCAGAUUUUGGACGAGAAGCAUAUUUUAUUAGAAGAAUGCUCCUGGAUUGAUGUUAAGAAGAGGAUGUUUACCACUAAAAGUCACAACGUGACCUGGUCCAAAUAUGCCAGCUUGUGGGAGAAGUCUGUGUUUACUCCCUGUGCAGAUAACCCAAAAUGGACACAGUUGGAGCAGCAUGGAGUGGUGGAUAUCAGUGGCUUAGGGAAGUUAGGCAGGGUUAUAGAAUUAUUUGCUGAGAAGUUUCUGAAAUCAGGAGUGAAGAGGGGAAUCACCACGAUGGAGGAGAUUUUACAGGAGCGGUGUCCUCAGGCCAGUAGUAGUGUCAAUUGUGAAGACUCUAACACACCAGUCCCUGAGACAGGCUAGCACAGUGUGUCCGUUUUGUUUGCAUUUGAAACACAU
Liolophura sinensis is the source of this 722-nucleotide messenger RNA. Its product is annotated as PRELI domain-containing protein 2-like. The record is from RefSeq and is a predicted model, not a curated record. The transcript has 6 exons. Gene Ontology annotation, cellular component: mitochondrial intermembrane space. Lineage: Eukaryota; Metazoa; Mollusca; Polyplacophora; Chitonida; Chitonidae. Bases 117 to 686 code for a protein of 189 amino acids.